UCCGUCAUCGAACGCAUUUGGUUCAUUGCUAGCUAACAGGUACCUUACCCGUUGGAGGGGUAUUACUAUUCCCAGGGGGAAAAAGGAGCACCUUAUCUAAAAAAGAUGCUUUGUCUCUCCAAGCAAGGCCGGCUUUCAGGUGGGCUUUCACUAUUUGGCUUGGUUGUCGUCAUGCCAGCUGCGACCUUUGAAAGCGAAUGGGUAAGAUGGAGUUGCGCUAUUGCGCGUCAGAGCUUGUUUGCCAGUUUAGUGGCGUGACCUCUUAUAGUAAGAGACCACUGGCAAUGACAGUGAUGUACUGAGGGAGAAAAAAACAAUAUCUUUAUGAACAUCACUUCCACUUCCUUUGAUCUGUUUCGUCCGUUUUGAUUCCAUACCUUCCUUCUACGAAUAGAGGUGAAGCUUUGUGCUUACCCCAGACAAUUGAUCAAUACGUGCAGCACAAACUAUAGACCCCGGCUGUGCAACACUUACCCGGAUCGUGAGAUUUGACAGACUGGCUUCCGAUAAAAAGAAAAAGACAAAAGCCUUUAACAAAACAAGAUGAAUCGAAGCUUCUCCAUACGCUCCAGCAAAGGGCAGCGCUCAGGCGCGCAGAAUGGCGGAGGCGCACACGCGAACCGCAACCGAGGCGGGUUCCUCAAGUCGCUGCGCGGCCCGCUCAACAAUCAGCCCGAGCUCUCGCGCCGGCUGUACAAGCUCAUCAAGUCGGAGAACACGCUAGUCGGGGCGCACGAGACCGCCGGGCGGGAGCGCAUCUCGAUCGCCACACAGCUGUCCGAGUGGGGCGAGCGCACUCCUGACCCAGCCGUCGCCGACCUUUCGGACAAGCUGGGCGUCGUUCUGGCCGAGGUGGGCGAGCAGGAGGAUGCAUACGCGCAUGCGAUCGAGGACAGCCGUUCCAUGCUCAAGCACAUUCGCAACACGGAAAGGAGCGUUCAGCCCAGCCGGGAGAGUCGGGGAAAGCUAGUGGAUGAGAUUGCACGCCUCAAGAGCAAGGAGCCGCAGAGCGCGAGGCUGGUGAUCCUUGAGCAGGAGCUCGUCCGGGCUGAGGCGGAGAAUCUCGUGGCCGAAGCGCAGCUGUUCAACAUGACAAGAAAAAGCCUCAAGGCAGCCUACGAAGCCGAGUUCCUCGCCACCAUCGAGCGUGCCGAAAAACAGAUAAUCCUCGCGCGCCACGGCAGAAGACUCCUUGAGCUCCUCGACGAGGAGGCAGUGGUUCCGGGGGCAGCCAUUCCCGAGUACCAUGGAGCAGCGGACAGUCGGCAGAUAGUGUGCGACUGCGAAGACGACCUCGGGAACUGGCGGCCAGACUACCGCUUGGAGUCUGAGCAGGCGGCGUCGUCAACUCCGGCGAUGAGCGAGACCAACGGCAGCAAGAAAGAGGCGACCGUGGCUCCGGUGCCAGCAACCACCACAGAAGCUGAACAAUCUCCGGUGAUUAACCAGAACGGGAAAGCGAGUGAAGUGGCGUAGGUGGCCAGCCCACAUAGCAUUUCCAGCGCGGGCUGUGCGUCGUUCACGCUGCUCGAGGACGUGGGGAGUAUCGAUGUUGAGCAAGAGCAGGCCUUCGGCGACAACAGCGACGCAAAGGCGACGAAGCUUGACGCGGUAUGGGCCAGCGCUGAUUGUACCUUGGUUUCUGGCUCUCCAGAGAAGGAGCUUAUUGUUUUUCUGUAAUUUUCAUGCUGGUUAUACCUUUUUUUUAAGACAUUGCUGGAAAGGAGUUGACUUUGAUGGAAUUUCAAUCUGGAGCAAAUAUAUUUACGACGUGAUGAGGAGAGUGAUGAGAGUAUGAAUUUAUCUUUGGGUUAGAAUGAGCUUGACGUUCGAUAUAGGUUCCGAGCCGAAGGCAAUGAGUUGUGCAAUGGACUGAAUUGUAGUAGCUUUAAGGAAUAGACAAGUCUGUCCUGAACUAUGUGCGGCAAGUCAAGUAGUUGCUCCGUUGAGAACUUCAGAUGAUGGCUGCUGUACAGUUGAAGUGGAGAUGCCUGCCGAAUUAUG
Messenger RNA from Pyricularia oryzae 70-15, 2004 nucleotides. RefSeq names its product sphingolipid long chain base-responsive protein LSP1. Gene Ontology annotation, molecular function: lipid binding. Bases 544 to 1476 code for a protein of 310 amino acids. Gene Ontology annotation, biological process: endocytosis; negative regulation of protein kinase activity; eisosome assembly. The record is from RefSeq and is a predicted model, not a curated record. Gene Ontology annotation, cellular component: eisosome filament; plasma membrane. The transcript is spliced from 5 exons. NCBI's taxonomy places the organism in Eukaryota, Fungi, Ascomycota, Sordariomycetes, Magnaporthales, Pyriculariaceae.